This is a messenger RNA of Saccostrea cuccullata (small rock oyster), 629 nucleotides long. RefSeq lists its product as uncharacterized. The transcript is spliced from 4 exons. The record is from RefSeq and is a predicted model, not a curated record. Lineage: Eukaryota; Metazoa; Mollusca; Bivalvia; Ostreida; Ostreidae. The coding region runs from base 81 to 629 and encodes 182 amino acids.
CCACCCUUCUGACGAGGACAGGCGGAAGUGUCCGAAACACGGCAUCAGUGCCUGUGUAAAGGGUACACACUGGGUCUGAGAUGAAGAUGGAUUCCAUGUUUCUGUUAAGGGUUAUAUUGUUAACCUGUCCUGGAACCAUUUCAUGUUUACAGAUUCGGAGGGCAGCUAUAGGGGUGUGUGAUCAUUCUUUGGAAAGUGUCCAAGAAGGUUUCGUUUGUCCAGUAAAUAAAUCCGAAUGGGAAAAACGAGCACAAGUUUUCCAUUGUGAAACAUAUUCACAGAACUGCACGGACAAGUCGUUGUUCGUUUACCAUUGUCUUAUUAAUCCAUGGUCCAAUGGCACAAUAGAAGUCUGUGCACCAAGAAUUAAAAUUUUUGGUAAAAAAUGUGCUGAAUUCAACAUAGGUGGUGCACGUGUACAAACAAAUUACAAAAGAACAUGUCAGUUAUGUCAAAAGAGAUAUUAUUCGUCUGAGGGCUACAAAUAUCAAGAAUGUUAUAAAAUGGAUGAUGUACAGAAGUCAACUAUGAAAAAAACAUCGCAUACCAGUUGGUUUAAAAUUUCAAGUGCAGGGGAAGACCAAUACAUCAGGAAUACCACAAAUCAAACGUAUGAUACCGUAAUAUAA